GGCCGACAGUGGUGGUCAGCAAUUUUUGCAUUAUAAUAGAACCUCUGCCGUCAGUCUCGGUGUUUGGCGGUACCGUGUAAUGUUUGAAUUUGAAAAGGUGUGUGUUGUGACAAUAAUUGCGCGGCCUAUUUCGAAUUAAAUUGUCAUUAUUCGGGACUUCGACAUGGAACCGCCGAAUAUCAAAAUUAUACCAGCGACGCCGGAAACUGAAACUCCUAAACGUCGAGUAAGCAUUGUAGAAUGCGAUGCCGAUAGAAUGGAUGCACCUAAGAGAAAAGGGAUUUUGCACAUGAUUAGUCCUUCUGUAGACAAAGCUUCUUAUGGCACCAAAGACGAAAAAAGAGAAAAUGGAGACGUGCUGCCAGGCUUAUAUAAAACGCAAAGCUUCAGCUACAACGGAUCGCAAGACCAACAUUCCAAAAAUUACCAAGAUGAUGGCAGAUCAUGGUGGUACAAAUUCUGCGUCAAAUGUCGCGGCAAAGACGAAUCCAUACCGGCAUGGGAACCAGACGUUUGGCCCAAAUAUUGUCCGUAUCCGUUUUUUCCAACUUACCGACAAUUUUCUAGAAUAAUUUGUUUAAUUUUAAUAGGAUUCUUAUCGUGGUGUGCCAUAUAUUCGAUUGUAGGUGAAACUGCCGCCCCUCCACACGGAAAAUUGUUUCAACUUAUACUGCUAAGUAUAUGCGCUUAUUUGGGUGGCUGGUUGACGAGUUUAACUACUCUUCCUGCCCUUAUAGGGAUGCUGUUUACUGGUCUGUUUUUGCAAAAUGCUGGAGUUGUUAAUUUGGACGAGUCGUUUUCGGAAAUGGCGAAUAAAAUCAGACAUGGAGCCCUUGUAAUUAUUCUUAUAAGAGCCGGCCUGGACCUGGACCCCAAAGCUCUAUGGAGACUCAAAUUUAUCGUAGUAAGGCUCAGUCUCAUACCCUGGAUAAUUGAAGGCGGAGUUUGCGCCAUUUCAGCUCGUUUUCUUCUCGGAAUGACUUGGGACUAUUCCAUACUACUUGGUAGUAUUAUUGCAGCCGUGGCACCAGCAGUAGUGGUACCAUGUCUAUUCAGAUUGCGUACUAAAGGCUACGGAGUAACCAAAGGCAUCCCAACUCUAAUCAUAGCUGUAGCCAGUAUAGAUGACGCCACCUCCAUAGCAGUAUUUGGCAUCAUCAAAAGUAUCAUGUUUAUUCACAGUUCAAUGACGUCGUUAAUACUACAAGGCCCAGUUUCAAUUUUUGGUGGAUUUGGUUUCGGAAUCUUAUUUGGAGUAUUACUACACUACGCGCCUGAGCGAAAUGAUAAGUUUGUGGUUCCUUUCAGGAUAAUCAUGCUUCUAGCAGGAGGCAUGGCAGCUAUUUACUUCAGCGAACAUUUAGGAUAUGGAGGAGCUGGUCCCCUAGGUGCAGUUGUUGCCGCUUUUGUGUCUUUAAUCUUCUGGACCAAGCAAGGCUGGAGUAUUGAAGACAAUCCUGCAUCGACAGCAUUUGAAAUAUUUUGGAUGAUUGUUGAACCAGUACUAUUUGGUAUUACUGGUGCACAACUCAAAUUCGAAGAGCUACACGGCACUGUUGUGUUAAUUGGAGUUGGAAUUUUGAUUUUGGGAGUCAUCGUAAGAAUUCUAGCCACUCUGGUUACUGGAAUCGGUUGCGGUUUGAAUUUGAAAGAAAAACUGUUUUGCGCCAUAGCGUGGAUGCCUAAAGCUACAGUUCAGGCUGCCUUAGCACCAAUAGUCCUCUCGCAAGUACCCGACACGAACUCGGAAGAACAUCGUUACGCCAAAAAAAUCGUUACGGUUUGCAUUUUAUCAAUUAUGAUAACAACCACAAUAGGAGCAGCUUUAGUGACACUUUUGGGCAGUAGACUUUUAAGAAAAACCAAAUUCGCUGUUGAACCAGAGCAAUGGAGAAGAUCUCAUAGACCUUCUGUAAGGGAUAUAAGUAUUAUUGAAGAAGACGAAGAGGAAGAUGAUGAUGAGGAUUCUGAGGCGAAAGCUGAAAAGGAUCCCCACAGUGAGCUCACUGUGGAUGAUGUUAGGAAAAAGUUUUAUACGAAAAAUGAAGCAGGUAUUGAUAAUUUGGCUCUGGAUAUUGAUGAAAUAACUCCUAAGGAUGUAGAAUUGAUUACUUGUCAGACAGUUAAUAAUAAAUUAAUCUCUAAAAUAAAUAACGAUGAAGCGAUUUCUGUGGAAAAAGAGACUAGUGACACUUUAACAGAAAAACUACGCAAAUCAAAUAUUGUUACGAGCGAUUCUUCAAAAAAUGAUAAUACCAAAGAAAUGAAUGAAGCAUGUGAUAACCAAGAAGUAAAAGAUGAUGAUGAAGAUAAAAUUGCAACAUGUGAUAAUAGAGGCAGUAUACCUAGUUGAAAUUAAGGAGGAAUAAGCUUAUAAUAAGUAAAUAAUAAAUAACCAUUAAAUCUGUUUUUUUUGUGACUUGUAUAAAUUAAAUAUAUUUUUAAAAGAAGU
Molecule: messenger RNA, 2452 nt
Organism: Ceutorhynchus assimilis (cabbage seed weevil)
Lineage: Eukaryota; Metazoa; Arthropoda; Insecta; Coleoptera; Curculionidae
Source: the annotation of a GenBank genome assembly